This is a messenger RNA of Xenopus tropicalis (tropical clawed frog), 2857 nucleotides long. RefSeq names its product SAS-6 centriolar assembly protein (gene sass6). The record is from RefSeq and is marked validated. NCBI's taxonomy places the organism in Eukaryota, Metazoa, Chordata, Amphibia, Anura, Pipidae. Gene Ontology annotation, cellular component: centrosome.
AAAAUGUCCCAGAUACAGGAAUUGCUGAGCCAGCAAGUGAAAAUCCUGCUGAGGAACAGAGAAUGUGAUGAGAGGAGGCUUUAUGUUCGGAUCAGCAUUGAGAUGCAUACUGCUACAAGCCCUGUACAUAAAAAGGACAUGGUGGUUCGGUUAACUGAUGACAUAGACCCAUUUUUCCUUUAUAAUCUUGUUGUAUCAGAGGAGGAUUUCCAAAGCUUGAAGAUUCAGCAAGGGCUUCUAAUUGAUUUCACUGCAUUCCCCCAGAAAUUUAUUGAUUUGAUUUGUUUGUGUAUCCAGGAAGAAAACAAAGAGACACCAAGAUUUCUGCUACAACUGUCUCCAUCUAACUCUGUCCUUGGUGGCUCUCCUGCACAACUUGAUGUCAUAGAGACCAAUGCAUUUAAGCUUUUAACCCAUUUGUCACUUCGACUUCUCCCUGCAAAUGACUUGGAAAUUAAGGCUUACCUGGCUACAUGCUUAAGGAGCAUUAAGGAUGAAAAAAAUAUUUUACAGCAGACUUUGACUAAAACAGUGGAGGAUCUUAACCAAAAACUGCUCAGCACUCAGAAGACCUUGUCUGAGAAGAGUCUGGAGUUGGACAGAGUGAAAAGUGAACGCUCACUUCAGGUUACUGCCUUGACUAAUCAACACACUGCAGAGAUGGCAAGUGAGAAAGAGCAGACCCAGAAGGCUCACGCUCACUUACUGCAACAGUAUGAACACCAGAGAAAGGAACUGGAGAGCUCCUACCAGCGAACCAUUCAACAAACACAGAGCCGGCUUACCGAGCUGGAAAGCUCUAACAAAGAGACACUAGAGAAGAGGUACAAGGCAGAGUCUACAGUCCGCGAGCUCCGCGCUAAAUACCAAGGACUAGAAGAGGAAACUCAGAGAGCCCAGCAGCAGAUUGUAUCCCUGAAAAGGGAGAACACAACACUGGAUGCUGAGUGCCAUGAGAAGGAUAAGGAGUUGAAUCGUCUGCAGACAAGACUGGCUGUUAUAGAACAGGAACUGAAGGACAAGGAGCAGCUAGUUUUGCGAAGCAAUGAGGUGCUUGCAGCAACCCAAGAGCAAAAGGUUGUUUUAGAAGCCACCGCUGAGAAAAGGCAAUUGCAGUUUGGGAAGCUGGAAGUUACAAUAAAAUCCUUGUCUGCAGAGCUUCUGAAGGCCAAUAAUAUCAUUAAGAAGCUGCAGGGUGACAUGAAGAACCUGAUGAGUAAGUUAAAACUGAAGAAUGCUGUGACUGUGCAGCAGGAGAAAAUUCUGGCAGAGAAGGAGAAGCAGAUCCAGGAGGAACAGAGGCAGCUGCAGGAAGUCAAGCAGAAUUUGCGGCUAAGACAAGAAGAGUUUGACAAACUACAGGAACAGCUUCAGCAAACUGAGCAGAAUCUUAUGGACAGCAAAGAGAAGCUCCGAAUUAAUGAAAAUGUGAUAUCCUGGCUGAACAGGCAGCUUAAUGAGUACCAGUCAGAAGGCACUAAUCCCAGCAGUUUACCUCUGAAGACAUCUGUGUUACCCAGCCAAGCAGACAAUAGGGCACCUAUUCUUGCUGCUCGGAUGACCUACCCCCUUCCUACCUCGUACCAGUCCAAAUCCUUUAUCCCCGUUGCUGCUACAUCUAACCAGCCUUCACUUGAUGCUCAUCCACCACGCCAGGGUCAGUACAACAUUUCCUACCCCAAAUCAAAUCUGCAGUGUUCAGCAACCCAGCGAUCUUCCAUCACAAAUAAAGAAAAUGGAAAUGUCAUAGGUUUGGACCUAAAGUACUUAAAGAAGAGGGAAGGUGGAGCACCUCUGCAGGGACUCAACCAGAAUGUUGCCCCAUUCACAGAGCAUGUCAAGCCCUCUCUCCUUUCAGUAACACAGAGCAAGACAGCACCUCCCCAGUCUGCAUACUUCCCAGCCCAUGCUCCUUUUUCCUGACCACUGCAGGCAAUAUAAGCACUGUUAUUUCUGCCUGCUGAACUCCCAGCUUGGUGUGGAUUUGCACUGCAAUAGGUUUUGUUGUGUCUGAACUGAACAGUAACCAAUUCAUCAGCGAUGCCGACAAGCUGAACACAGUCUGGGCCCUGCAAUACUAAAUGGGAAAUGUGAUUAUUGCCAGUCUACUGGCCAAUGCUUGUCACUGUCUUAACUUCAAAUAUUUUAUAUAAAUAUGUAUUCAUUUGUGUAUUUUAAAAUCUUUGUUUUGUUGUUUGUGAAGGUACAAAUGCUUAACUUUCAUGCCCCUGGAACAUGUAUUUAGACCUAUUUUUCUAUACAUGGAUUUUUUAAAUGGCAGAUAAGAAAGUUUGCAAACAAAGAAAAAGGAAAUUUGUGGGAACAUUGGGUGGAAAUAACUAAUGAGUUGAUACCUGCUCAGAAUUGCUGAAAUGUGGAAUAUUAGGUAUCAUUAUAAUAACAAGGGAAGCUGAGGCGGGGUGGGGGGCUUGGUUUUCUGAUAAAUGCUCUUGUAACAAAGAUUUCAAGGUAAAGGUGCCCUUCAUUCUGAUUCUUUUCUCUUCUAAAUCUUUGAUGAAAACAUAAGUCCUCAUGUAAAUUGCAAGUCUGUCAGUCAUCCAGAUGAGGCUUUAUAUCCAACUAAAAGGGGUUGUUUAAAUUAACUUUAAGUAGGAUCUAGACACUGAAAUUUAAAGUACCCUAGUAACCAGGCAGUGAUUUGGACAAGAAUUGGGAAUAUGAAUAGAAGUGGGUCUGCACAGAAAGAUAAGUUGUAAAAAGCAACUAAAUUGUAGCCUCACAGAGCAAUAGUUUUUAGUUGCCAGGGUCAGUCACCCCCAUUUAAAAACUGGAAAGAGUCAGAAUUCCUGACUUGGGGGCAAGUUUUGGUUGAAUAAGAACAAGAUUUACUACCAAA